This is a messenger RNA of Pyrus x bretschneideri (Chinese white pear), 1328 nucleotides long. Its product is annotated as probable BOI-related E3 ubiquitin-protein ligase 2. Gene Ontology annotation, molecular function: ubiquitin-protein transferase activity. The record is from RefSeq and is a predicted model, not a curated record. The coding region runs from base 88 to 1113 and encodes 341 amino acids. Lineage: Eukaryota; Viridiplantae; Streptophyta; Magnoliopsida; Rosales; Rosaceae. The transcript has 4 exons.
UGUUCGUUUGUCUCCUCAGAGAAAAGAACUCUCUUUCUCUCUCUAAAACUCUCUGAGACUCUCUCUCUCUCUAAAACCUCACAAGCUAUGGCUCUUCCCCGGCACCAUUUCCAACAGCACUACCCACCCCAACAACAACAACAGCAACAAUCCAAGUCUUUCAGAAAUUUGUACACAAUCGACGGUCAGAUGUCGCCGGCGGUGGCCUAUUAUGACCCCGGAAAUUUACAGGAUCACCCCCAGCAGCAUCCUCCUUACGUUCCGCCCUUUCAUGUAGAAGGGUUUGCGCCUGGUCCCAUGGCUGCAACGGAUGGCAGCGAUAAUGGCGCUGAUUUGCAGUGGCAUUACGGUUUUGAAUCCAAAAGGAAAAAGCUAAAGGAACAGGAUUUCCUGGAGAACAACUCGCAGAUAUCGUCCAUUGAUUUCCUGCAACCGCGAUCGGUCUCCACAGGCUUGGGUUUGUCCCUUGACAAUACUCGAAUGGUUUCUACGGGGGACUCAUCAUUGCUGUCAGUUAUCGGCGAUGAUGUUGAUCAUGAGCUACAGCGACAGGAUGCUGAGAUUGAUAGAUUCCUCAAGGCCCAGGGUGACCGAUUGCGGCAAACUAUCCUGGACAAGGUCCAAGCCACCCAGCUUCAGACUAUCUCAGCUGUGGAAGACAAAGUUCUUCGGAAGCUGCGAGAGAAAGAAGCAGAAGUGGAGAGCAUUAACAAGAAGAAUAUGGAGCUUGAAGAGCGAAUGGAACAGUUGGCUGUUGAAGCAGGUGCUUGGCAACAGAUAGCCAGGCGCAACGAAAACAUGAUCUCAUCUCUAAGGUUUAAUCUUCAGCACGUAUAUGCUCAAAGUAGAGAUAGUAAAGAAGGAUGUGGUGACAGUGAGGUAGAUGAUACAGCUUCUUGCUGCAAUGGGCGUUCAAUCAAUUUGGAUAUGUUUUGCAAGGAGAAUAAUGACGGGAAAGAGAUGAUGACUUGCAAGGCCUGUCGAGUCAAUGAAGUGUGCAUGCUUCUAUUGCCUUGUAAGCAUCUUUGCCUGUGUAAAGAUUGUGAAAGUAAGCUCAGCGUCUGCCCUCUCUGUCAAUCGUCUAAGUUUAUCGGCAUGGAGGUAUAUGUGUAAUGUGUUGCAUUAGAAAGCUGUUAAUCUUUUAUGUCUAAGCCAUAUGUCAUAUAAAAAUGAUCAAAAGUCAUAUGCAUUAUUGUUGUCAUUUGAGGAUUAACUGCUUGAGCACCCUGUGAGACUGGCAUUAUUUGGCCAUCCGAAGAUAGGGCUAAGGAGUAAAGAUUUGAAUAGACAUUAGCCGUCCUGUGAAUGAUUAGUAGCGUUAUUCUUAA